AAGGGGGGUGCGCAGCUUCGAGUUUGAGAGCUACCCGGAUCGCAAAGACAGGGGUGGGCCCCAGCACCCUGCGUGCCCCUCCUCUCCGUCGUAGGUAACGCAGAAGAGCCGGGGAGGUAGUUGGCGUUCGGAAGUGAGGAACGGGAGAAAGGCUGGUUCUGCGCUGCUAGCGGAAAGGGAAGCAGACGGGAGCUACAAUGGCCGGCCCUGGAAUUGGCUGUAGAAAAACUGUAGAAAAAGUAGGGAGGGAGGACGAAGAGAGGAAGCGUCUACACUUAGGGGAUCUAGGAGAGGGAAGGGUGGACCCUAUAAAUGGGAGGCAGUUCAUUCUAAAAAGUUGGGGCAUGCCCUGGAGGAGGGAGGCUGUCUGAUAGGAGGGAAUUGUGGAUGGAAGUUCUACGCUGGAAAUGGGUAGGGGGAUCUUCUGUGGGGGAACUGUGGAAAGGGGUCUACACUGGGGUGAGUGUAGAAGGUAGGGGUUUACGCGUGAGUAGCAUCUGCACUGAAAUAACCAGGGAGAGAGGGCUCUACCCUGAAAGUGGGGCUACCUGUUUUCAUUGAUGUGGGGGAGGGAGUAGACGGUUGGCACUGAAAGACGCUGGGGGACGGUCUACAGUGGUUAUAGGAGGGAGUCCUCGCUGAUUAGGGAGCCUCUCUGGACGAUGGGAGGACGGGAAGAGGAGCUUUCCUGUUUGUAUCCCAGGAAAAUAUGGGUGAAAGACCUGCGCCGUGGCCCGUUACAGAGAGGUCUGGGUGUGGAAACCCCAGGCCAAGAGGGCCCGGGAGGCUGCCUGCGCCCAGGAACUGCCCUGUGCGCGCAGGUGGGACGAUGGGAACCUCAAAGCCACGGAUCCUGCCCUGGCUGGUGUCGCAGCUGGACCUAGGGCAGCUGGAGGGCGUGGCCUGGGUGAACGAGAGCCGCACGCGCUUCCGUAUUCCUUGGAAGCACGGCCUGCGGCAGGAUGCUCAGCAGGAGGAUUUCGGCAUCUUCCAGGCCUGGGCCGAGGCCAGUGGUGCCUACACUCCCGGGAAGGAUAAACCUGACUUGCCAACCUGGAAGAGGAAUUUCCGGUCUGCCCUGAACCGGAAGGAAGUGGUGCGUUUAGCAGAAGACCGGAGCAAGGACCCUCACGACCCGCAUAAAAUCUAUGAGUUUGUGACUUCAGGAGGUGGGGACUUUUCCCAGCCGGACACCUCUCCAGAUACCAGUGGUAGAGGCAGUAUCUCUGAUACCCAGGAAGACAUUCUGGAUGAGUUACUGGACAACAUGGUCUUGGCCCCACUCCUGGACAGGCAGCCCCCAGGCCUCCCUGUGGCCCCUGAACCCCACCCUCAGCUCUUGCUGAGCCCCAGCUUGGACAGUCCCGCUCCCUGCCCAAACCUGGAGCUCCCUGAAAACCCGCUGAGGCGGCUGCUGGUGCCAGAGGAAGAGUGGGAGUUCGAGGUGACAGCCUUCUACCGGGGCCGCCAAGUCUUCCAGCAGACCAUCUCAUGCCCAGGGGGCCUGCGGCUGGUGGGGUCCGAAGCAGUAGACAGGAUGCUCCCUGGGCAGCCAAUAACACUGCCAGACCCUGGGCUGUCCCUGACAGACAGGGGAGUGACAGGCUACGUGAGGCGUGUGCUGAGCUGCCUGGGUGGGGGACUGGCUCUACGGCGGGUUGGGCAGUGGCUCUGGGCCCAGCGACUGGGGCACUGCCACACAUACUGGGCCGUGGGCGAGGAGCUGCUCCCCAGCAGUGGGCACGGGCCUGAUGGCGAGGUCCCUAAGGACAAGGAAGGAGGUGUGUUCGACCUGGGGCCCUUCGUGGCAGGUCUGAUUACCUUCAUCGAAGGAGGCAGACACUCACCACGCUACACCCUCUGGUUCUGCAUCGGGGAGCCAUGGCCCCAGGACCAGCCAUGGACCAAGAAGCUCGUGAUGGUUAAGGUGGUUCCCACGUGCCUCAGGGCCCUGUUAGAAAUGGCCCGGUCAGGGGGCGCCUCCUCACUGGAGAACACUGUGGACCUGCACAUUUCCAACAGCCACCCACUGUCCCUCACCUCCGACCAGUACAAGGCCUACCUACAGGACCUGGUUGAGGACAUGGAGUUCUAGGUCCCUGGGGCAGCCUGAACCCUUGCUCCUCAUGGGUGCGGGCCCCUAAUACUCAUCCUUGACCAAUAAACUGGUUCCUGCUGUGGUCA
Molecule: messenger RNA, 2184 nt
Organism: Lemur catta (Ring-tailed lemur)
Lineage: Eukaryota; Metazoa; Chordata; Mammalia; Primates; Lemuridae
Gene: IRF3
Product: interferon regulatory factor 3
Exons: 7
Coding region: 710-2095 (461 amino acids)
Biological process (GO): immune system process; regulation of transcription by RNA polymerase II
Cellular component (GO): nucleus
Molecular function (GO): DNA-binding transcription factor activity, RNA polymerase II-specific; RNA polymerase II cis-regulatory region sequence-specific DNA binding; protein binding
Source: RefSeq, a predicted model, not a curated record